AUAAUAAUCUCAAAUCCCAAAUAUAAGAAAUAAACCCUUUGCCUCCGCCAUAUCAAAAAGCUCCUCCGUCACAGUCUCAGGAUCUCAGCAUUAUCGCCAAGUCUUAUACUCAAUCGAAAUCGAAAUUGAGCGAACUUCCCGGCGAGAUUAUCUGAUUAGGGUUUCGUAACCGAAUCCAUCCGCGGGAAUCUGAGAUGGCUGAGGAGAAGAAAAAGAAGAACAAGAAGAGUGAUGAAAUUAGGGUUGAUUCUGGAGGAACUGUUGAAGAAGUAGUUUCCGAGCACAGUUCUAUGAAGAAGAAGGAGAAGAAGAAGAAGAAGAAAAAUCGAGAGUUUAAGGAUGAUUUUGCUGGAGAAGAUGGGGAUAUUGCUGAGCGUGAAAGUGAGAAAUUGGGUGAGGAUGCUCUUGUUAAGAAGAUGAAAUCCAGAAAGCAAAUGAUUGAUUCUGAAGCUGAGGAUGGUGUGAAGAAGAAGAAGAGUAAGAAAGAAUCUGGGAGUGAUGUGUUGGGAAACAGUGAAAGCUUCAAAGUUUGUGAUAAGAGAAAGCGGGAGGAUUGUGAUUUGGGAGCUGAAGAAUACACAGACAAGGAGGUGAAGAGGCAGAGCAAGAAGAAGAAACCAAGUGUUGUAUCAGAAACCAGCUUGAACUCUACAAAUGAUGCCAAGAGAAAUAUCAUGGAGACAAACACAAGUGUGGAUCCAGAGGAUGAUAACAAGGACUCUACGAAACAUGCAAAGAAGGAAAGGAAGAAGAAGGAGAAGCAACAAAGUGUGGAUUCUGAAGUUGAAGAUAACAACUUGAUCAACUCUUCUAAUGAUGCAAGAAAGAAAAUCAAGGAGAAGGAACCAAGUAAGGAUUCUACUAAUGAUGCAAUAAAGAAAAGCAAGGAGAAGGAACCAAGUAAGGAUUCAGAGCUUGAGGAACACAACAAGAACUCUAAGAAAGACGCAAAGAAGAUACACAAUGUGGAUUCAGAGGCCGAUGAAAACGACUUGACCUCAACAAAAGAUGCAAAGAAGAAAAGGAAGAAGAAGAAGCAAAGUGACGUUUCAGAGGCUGAAGAAGUAAACAACAAUGAUGGCAAAGAUGCAAAGAAGAAAAGGAAGAAGAAGCAAACUGAAGUUUCAGAGGCUGAAGAAAACAACAAUGAUGCAAAGAAGAAAAGGAAGAAGAAGAAGCAAGAGUGUGGUCAGAGUGAUAAAGAUGUGACCACACCAUCAAGUAAAAGCACAAAAAGGGUGACAUUUUCUGACCAAGUGGAGUUUUUCCCUGCUGCGGAUGAAGAAUCGGAGGAAGAUGAAGCAGAAGUUAAGCUGGUGAGAGGUAAGAGAUUUACAAAAGAAGAAGAUGAGUUAGUAAAGAAUUCUGUAUUAGAAUACGUUGAUAACCAUGCCUUGGGAGAUGAUGGGGUAAAGAUGGUUAUGGAAUGCAAGUCACACCCACAACUUAAAGGCUGUUGGAAAGAAAUUGCAUCUGCUUUACCUUGGAGGGCAUAUGAUAGUGUGUAUCAUCGUGCACAUACUAUAUUUGAAGAAGGAUCCAAGGGUGUGUGGACGCAGGAAGAUUUGGAACUCGUUAUAGAGUUUCAAAAGAAACAUGGGAAUGAUUGGAGAACACUUGCAGAUGCGUUGGGUAAAGACAGGAAGCAUGUGAAAGACGCUUGGAGGAGAAUAAGAUUGGCAUCCAAGAAGAAAGGUCAUUGGACUAGGGAGGAGUAUCAAAAUCUCUUUGAUCUUGUGAACAAAGACAUUAGGAUGAAAGCGUUCCAAGAGAAGCACGCAAAACAUGGUAUGCUCAAAGACAACAUCCCUUGGAUGGCUAUAAGCGACGUACUUGGAACCCGGGACCACGUAACUUGCUGCACUAAAUGGUAUGAUCAGUUGACAUCACCAAUGGUAGCAAAGGGAACAUGGGCUAACGUAGAUGACUAUAGACUCUUGGAAGAGCUUUUGAAAUUGGAUGCUGCUUGUAUCGACGAUGUGGAUUGGGAUUAUCUUUUGGAGAAUCGAGAUGCAGAAGCUUGUAGAAAACGGUGGAACCAGAUGGUCCUUCAUAUUGGUAUACCGAAAUCGAAAACAUUUGUAGAACAAGUUGAGAUUUUGUCUGAAAGGUAUCGUCCUGACAUAGCUGAGGACAGAGAGGAUUUUGACAACAGACCCUAUGAUCCUGAAGAUUAAGUUUGGAACCAUACAUUAGAUGUUUUCUUGGUACUUUCUGUUUUGUUUGAUAAAAUGUAUUGGUACUUUCUCUGUGUUCGCGGAUAGAAGCUCUGAGAAUGUAUUUGAUUUUAGCAUCUAAGAACUUAUUGAAGCUAGUCCAGGCUUAAGCUAAGCAUCAGAUACUACUUGACGAGGCAUUUUUAACUUUUCCUUA
Molecule: messenger RNA, 2373 nt
Organism: Camelina sativa (false flax)
Lineage: Eukaryota; Viridiplantae; Streptophyta; Magnoliopsida; Brassicales; Brassicaceae
Source: RefSeq, a predicted model, not a curated record